Molecule: messenger RNA, 2329 nt
Organism: Octodon degus (degu)
Lineage: Eukaryota; Metazoa; Chordata; Mammalia; Rodentia; Octodontidae
Gene: Sfxn2
Product: sideroflexin 2
Exons: 12
Coding region: 98-1066 (322 amino acids)
Biological process (GO): serine import into mitochondrion; monoatomic ion transport
Cellular component (GO): mitochondrial inner membrane
Molecular function (GO): monoatomic ion transmembrane transporter activity
Source: RefSeq, a predicted model, not a curated record
CCCGCCGGCUGCUGCCAGGCUCUCAGCGCGUGCUUCCUUGGGCAGCUGUCUGGGCUUGCACCGCUGCGGCCAGGUCUGCAGUCUGGGUGCGAGCAAGAUGGAGACUGACCUUUCUGGCUUUGAUAUCGAUGCCCCCCGCUGGGAUCAAGGCACUUUUCUGGGACGUGUGAGGCACUUCUUUAACAUUACAGAUCCCCGCACUGUCUUGGUUCCAGAGCGCAAGCUGGACUGGGCCAAGGCAACAGUGGAGAAGAGCAGGAUGGGGGUCGUGCCCCCAGGCACACAGGUGGAGCAGCUGCUGUACGCUAAGAAGUUGUAUGACUCGGCCUUCCACCCCGACACCGGAGAGAAGAUGAAUGUCAUUGGACGGAUGUCCUUCCAGGUCCCUGGUGGCAUGAUCAUCACAGGUUUCAUGCUGCACUUCUACAGGACCAUGCCAGCAGUGAUCUUCUGGCAGUGGGUGAACCAGUCCUUCAACGCCUUGGUCAACUACACCAACAGGAAUGCAGCUUCCCCCAUAUCGGUCAGGCAGAUGGCCUUCUCUUACCUCACAGCCACCACCACCGCUGUGGCCACUGCUGUGAGCAUGAACACGUGGACAAAGAGAGCCCCUCCCUUGGUAUGCCGAUGGGUGCCCUUUGCCGCCGUGGCCGCUGCCAACUGUGUCAACAUCCCCAUGAUGCGACAGCAGGAACUCAUCCAGGGCAUCUCCGUGAAGGACAAGAAUGACACAGAGGUCGGCCAUUCCCGGAGAGCGGCAGCCAUAGGCAUCACCCAAGUGGUUAUUUCCCGGAUCACCAUGGCAGCUCCUGGCAUGAUCUUGCUGCCGGUCAUCAUGGAGAGGCUGGAGAAACUGCACUUUAUGAAGAAAGCCACGGUGCUGCAUGCGCCGCUGCAGGUCGUGCUGUCUGGCUGUUUCCUUCUCUUCAUGGUUCCAGUGGCAUGUGGGCUCUUCCCGCAGACAUGUGAAUUGCCGGUUUCUUGUCUGGAACCAGAUCUCCAAGGCACUGUCAAGGCCAAAGACGGAGAAUGUGCCCCUUAUGUCUACUUUAACAAGGGCCUCUGAACGCCUCACGCUAGCGAGAACCAGCUGCCUAGAUCCACUGCUCUGCACACCCGAGCUCACCUUCCUCUGCAGGCCGGCUGGACCGGGCACAUUGCCUGUCAUAUUGAUCAAGUAGUUCGUUUACUGGACUCCAGGGGGUAAUCAUGGAAAAGGGGACCAAAGACCAUAGUCCUCUCUGCCUCCCCCUCACCAUCUCCCCGGAAGCUGCUGCCUGUACAGGGAGGAGUGGCUGGUACCUGUUGGUGAGCAGGGUGUGAGCUAUUCGAGCCAUCAUUUGGAAAACUGAGGCAACCUUUAGGACUCUGUUCCCUCAAGGACUGGGGAAGUGGCUGAGGGCAGGAAGAGUUCUGGUCCUCGCUCCUCCUUCCUUCCCGGCUGGGGAGCCUUUACCCUGCUGUGCUAGCCUGAAUCCCAGGGCAGGGGAAGGCAGGCUGUCUCUGCCAGUGCUCUUCCCCAUUGUGCCUGGUCAGAGAGCUACCUUGGGAGUGCUGCUGAAUGUGUUUAUUGAGCACCCAGGAGUUAUUCGCGCUAAACAAUGACACUGCACAAAGCAGCAGAGUCACAUGGUGCUUUAGGUACUAUCCAUUGACACUGACUUUGUGCAGCCAGGACUCUGGAAGACUGCGGAGGAUCAUAAAUUUGAGUCCAGCCUGAGCAAUUUACUGAGACUAUCUCAUAAUAAAAAAAGGCCAAGGCUAUAGCUCAGUGCAACUGCCCUGGGUUCAAUCCCUAGUACCGAGGGAAACAAAAAUUAUGCCUGGCUCCAUCUGGUGGAUCUUCUCCACAUGAUACAAACCCCGUCCCUCAUUGCCUCAUAUCUGUUUGGAAAGAGAAAUACCCUUCCAUGAGUGAGAGGCUGUUAGCAUUAACCAUGUGGUUAAGGGGUGUAAUCUGGCUCAGCCCUUUAGGCUAAGCACCAAAGAAAGACUGCUGUUUACUGUAUAGGAGAGGUUGGAUACCUCUAAGGGGAAACCAACGGGGACCAAAGGGCCUUAAGAGUACAGAGUGUGGCAGUCUGUUCCCUCCGGGCUGUGCUGACUCAGAAUUGCUUGAAAGAGUAUGAGGAUCUGCAGCCUAGGUAAUGAAGCCUGGAUGGAGCACAGGAUCUGGUCUUAACUUGACAUGGCAUGUCAGAGGAUACCACUGCUAAGGGUUAUGAGAAGAAAAGCCUCAUGAUGGAGCAUAACCUGUCUAGCACUCUGGCAGGCUGAGGGAGGCAGGAGGAUCGCAAGCUUGAGCCUAGCCUGGGCAACUUCGCUACUU